ACGCCCAGUAGCAAUAGGGCACCGUGCCGGCAGAGGGCGCCCCCAGCUGUCCCGGCGCCGAGGAGGGGGUCGCGGUCCGGGAAUCCUCUGCAGCGGCCGGGCGCUCUGUCGGAACCCUACCCUGCUCACACUUCCUUCUAGUCGGGAUGCCCGGAGAGGUUAGGACUUGGGGACUGGGAAGAGGGGAGUUGCUCUCGUGUCCCCACCCCACGCCUCUCGGUCAAUGGGAUUCCAUCCCUAUCCCCCCCAUCGUAAGGACAGCGGGUGAGGGCGACAGCCUGGCGACCUGAUGGGAGCUGGCAGACCCUAAGAAAGCCUUCCCUCUGGAGGGAGGGACAGAAAAAAUCGCGGUAGGACCCGACUCCCGGGGGCAGACAAGGGAGCAGGCGGACUUGCAGAGGCGCCCCUGGCCCCCGGGGAGGGGCGGGAGCCACAGCUGCGGGAAGAAGGAGCUGCCUCUGAGCCCACCGAGGAUCAGUUUUCACUUUUAAGAUCGGGAAACUGAGGCCUACAACCAAGCCCUCAGACGCCAAUGACAGCCAAGUCCCCUAAUUUAACAUCGUCUGCCCUGUCUCAGUGCCCUAAUGUGCAGAGCCCAGGAAGAUAUGGGCACCAGACUCCCGCCCAGCGGGUGGAGCCUGCCCUCCCGGGCGAGCGCGUGGGAGGUAAAGGGAAGGAGCCCUUCGCCACAUCGCGCCAGAAUCUCGAGAAUGUGGGGGCCGGAUUCCAAGCAGUCUCCGCGCUGUGUCCAAAAGGGGUCCUAUGGAUGCUCUCUCCUCGGCCACUUCGCAACAAGCCUGUCAUUUCUGAACUCCUCCAGGAUGCAGGAAGCACACAGCGCAGGUUCAGAGGGAGUGGCGUCACGGCCCCCUGGAGCGGAGCGGGCGGGGGACGAGGGCGUGGUGGGAGCCAGAGCACGCCCCCAACCACGCCUGCCGACAGCCGGGCUCCGCCAAUGCAGCCAUCCCCCGAGGAGUUCGCUGCCAACGCUGAGCUGGCUGUGUGCCCCAGAGAACUUGCCCAUGCAAACCCUCAAAGUCCACAGAUGGCCGCUGCUCGUGAGUCCCAAGACAGCCCUCAGAGCCCGCUGCUGGCCUCACCGUGUCUUUCGUGCCAGCUCCGUCCCCUGCUGCCCCUUGCCCAUCAUCUUCGUGGAAGCAAGAAAAGGGCUGUGCAACGCCUUCCCGCAUCCCCACAGCUGUCAACGCAAUUUCCUCUCCUGAGCACGCUCGCUGCCAUGGGCGGCACUAAACACAAGGUGGCGCCAAGGAGGCCACACAUUUCCCACCUGGGCCAAACCCCAGGGACUCCUGUGCCAGCCAGACUGCCUUGAUCUUUUCUAUAAAAAUAAAAGCUGGUCGUUGGGCAGCCAUC
Octodon degus (degu) is the source of this 1374-nucleotide messenger RNA. RefSeq lists its product as uncharacterized. Bases 533 to 1333 code for a protein of 266 amino acids. The record is from RefSeq and is a predicted model, not a curated record. NCBI's taxonomy places the organism in Eukaryota, Metazoa, Chordata, Mammalia, Rodentia, Octodontidae. The transcript is spliced from 3 exons.